Messenger RNA from Caretta caretta (loggerhead turtle), 2218 nucleotides. NCBI's taxonomy places the organism in Eukaryota, Metazoa, Chordata, Testudines, Cheloniidae. The record is from RefSeq and is a predicted model, not a curated record.
AUGAGGACUCACUGUCAUCCAGACAGCACUUGGACAAAGGACCAAAUUUGGAGCCUUGUGGAGAUUCUGAAGGAAGAGAGAGAAGAUAUUCUGUCAUUUAAACUGAGUGGGGAAAAUAAAAGCCAUGAACUCCUGAAACAGCUAGAAACUGAGAAGCGGAAGAUUGUGUCUGAAUUUCAGCAACUGCGGCAGCUUUUGGAGGAACAAGAGCGACUCCAGCUGGACGAGCUGAAUAAGGAAAUUGAAAAGGGGAGGGCUGAGUAUGUUGCCAAAUUAUCUGAGGAAAUAUCUUCCCUCAGUUCCCUGAUCACUGAGAUGGAGCAGAAGUGCCAGCAGCCAGCGAGUGAAUUCCUGCAGGACAUCAAAGACAUCUUGAGCAGAUGUGAGAGGGAGGAGUUUCAGAACCCUGUGGCCUUUUCUUCUGAACUAAAAUGGAGAAUCUGGGAAUCUUCUCAAAGAAAUGCAUCUCUGAAGACCAUAAUGAAGAAAUUCAAAGGUUUACUGUCGUCUAGACAGCAGUUGCACAAAGUGAAUGUGACUCUGGAUCCAGACACGGCCCAUCACGACCUCACCGUGUCUGCGGAUAGGAAAAGUGUGAGAUGGGGAGACACAGAGCAGGAUCCGCCCGACAACCCUGAGAGAUUUGACUCUCUGCCCUGUGUGCUGGGCUGUGCGGGAUUCACCUCGGAGAGACAUUACUGGGAGGUGGAGAUGGAGGGGGAGGGAGUCUGUGUUGUGGGGGUGGCCAAAGAGUCUGUGAGCAGGAAGGGAUGGAUCAGCCUUAACCGCAAGGGGGGGAUCUGGGCUGUGGAGUGCAGUGAGGAUCAGUACCAGGCUCUCACAUCCCCUGUGCAGCACAUCGCCUUGUCCCCGAGCCAGGCACCCCGCAGGAUCCGGGUUUAUCUGGACUAUGAACAGAGGCAGGUGGCGUUUUUUGAUGCUGGUAACGGGGACCUGAUCAUCACUUUCCCGCCGGCCUCUUUCGCCGGGGAGAGAAUCCACCCGUUCUUCUGGGUUGAUCUUAGUGUGCGGCUCCUCUAGCCCCCACUCAGCUGAUCUAUAUUGUUAGGAUAUAGAUAUUCAGGCCUGGCUGCAAAGGCUUAUACUGUAAGAAUUUAGGUGUAUUCUUAUCACUUAGCUAGUUAUAGAGGUAUAAAAGAAAGUCUGAGGCCCUGUUCUUUGGCUAAACAGCAAAGGCAGCCAUGGGGUGGGAGGAGGUAUUGUUUCAUAUUCUCUGUGUAUAUAUAAAGUCUGCUGCAGUUUCCACGGUAUGCAUCUGAUGAAGUGAGCUGUAGCUCACGAAAGCUUAUGCUCAAAUAAAUUGGUUAGUCUCUAAGGUGCCACAAGUCCUCCUUUUCUAUAAACUAGGGAGUGUAUGGUCACAUCCUCGCAUUCCAAACUAGUCACAUUGAAAUAAGGCAAUCUGUGGCUGUUAGAAAGGCGAGAGAUCAGAUCACCUCUAGAGAAAGGGAAGAGCCCUAGAGGAUGUAAAAGGAAGUUUAGUUUGAUAGUUUUCUGUUCAGUAAGAACUCCUUAUCAAUAGACACAGCUGGGAAACCCUUAUGUCUUUAUAGAUGUAGUUGUGAAAUCCUCACUUCUGUAUUGUUUUGUCAUUAUAGUUCCCACUUUGCUAUUAGAAAAGAAGUAUUUGUGGCACCUUAGAGACUAACAGAUCUAUUUGAGCAUAAGCUUUCGUGAGCUGUAAGUCUCUAAGGUGCCACAAAUACCCCUUUUCUUUUUUCGAAUACAGACUAACACGGCUGCUACUCUGAAACUACUUUGCUAUUGUUUAUUUGCAUGGUCUCUGUCUGGUUCUGUGAUUGUUUCUAUCUGCUGUAUAAUUAAUUUUGCUGGGUGUAAACUAAUUAAGGUGGCGGGAUAUAAUUGGUUAAAUAAUCAUGUUACAAUAUGUUAGGAUCGGUUAGUUAAAUUUCAGGAAAAUGAUUGGUUAAGGUAUAGCUAAGCAGAACUCAAGUUUUACUAUCUAGUCUGCAGUCAAUCAGGAAGUAAGGCAGAGGAUAGGAACAGGGAAUGGGGGUGGGGAAAUUGGAAUCAUGUUUGGCUAAGGGCAGGAAUGGGAACAGGGACACAGGUGUAAGGCUCUGUGGUGUCAGAGCUGGGAAGGGGGACACUAAGGAAGGAAACUGGAAUCAUGCUUGCUGGAAGUUCACCCCAAUAAACAUUGAAUUGUUUGCACCUUCAAACUUCGGGUAUUGUU